Messenger RNA from Dichotomopilus funicola, 627 nucleotides. RefSeq lists its product as uncharacterized. Gene Ontology annotation, molecular function: molybdate ion transmembrane transporter activity. The coding region runs from base 1 to 627 and encodes 208 amino acids. Gene Ontology annotation, cellular component: membrane. The transcript has 3 exons. The record is from RefSeq and is a predicted model, not a curated record. Lineage: Eukaryota; Fungi; Ascomycota; Sordariomycetes; Sordariales; Chaetomiaceae. Gene Ontology annotation, biological process: molybdate ion transport.
AUGAAAGCUGUGACGGUGACAGGGUCGAGGAAGAGGCCUUUUGCGCUGGCUGCGGGGUUGUUGGUGUUGGCUGGGACUGUGAUUUGGAGGUAUUGGGACGAAAACUACGGCGGGACAAAAACAACAAACGACAAAGGCAAAGGCAAACCAAAACCAGCCGUCUUCGUCCUCAAGCGAACUCCCCUACGGCAUCAUCUUCUCCCGCUUCAUCGCCGCUUCAUCGCCGCGACCCUCGCCUCAUCACUCGCCUUCUACACCAUCACCGAGCGCCGGCUCAUGCAGCACGCCGCUCUGCUCGUGGCCAUCCUCGUGCUAUCCGCGGCCUGCUUCUUUCUCUCGGCCGCGCCAACAUUAGAACAGGCUGCCUUUUGGGUAUUUUGCCCGUUCGAGGCCGCCGUCGGCAUGUACUGGCCGUGCAUGGGCUACCUCAAGGGGCGGUUGGUCGAUGACGCAGUGUGCGCUCAGGUGUAUGGGAUAUUGAGAAUACCCCUGAACAUCUUUGUUGUUGUCUCGCUGCUGCUGACCGGGGACGGGAACUCCUUCGGGACAGUCUUCUCUGCCUGUUCUUCUCUCCUGCCUGUCUCUGCUGGCGCGCUGUGGGCGCUUAUGGCAAAUCAUGCGCAAUAG